UUUCUUGGUUAAAGUGGUGAAGACAUCUCUUCUUUGACUUUUUCAAGAAUUCCUGGAACUUGCUUGCUUCUGUCCGGCUUAGUGAGGACAAAAAUAGAUUUAUUACCAUAUAUUAAAGAAGUGUAUAUUAAAAAACUGAAAAAUAUGACGUUAAACGUUUUAACAGCGAUCUUCUAUGAGGUGUCACUACAGUGAUAUUAUACUUUGACUCGCUCAGUAUAUUAGGAUAACACUUAAUAACACGCAUUGUUACUCCACCCUUUAAACAGGAAAACCAGCAUUCUUCCUCCACAGUACAAUUACAGGCGCUUUUCGACAUAGUUUUUAUUCACAGUGUUUCGUUGAAUCAGAGGGUGUAGUGGAAAGUAAACCCUGGUAAAGCCAGUUUGACUCGAUUAACACUUACAAACACACAUUUGUCUGUAGUCUUUGACCACGGACCUAAGGAUUUUGGAUAUGUCAACAAAAGACCCGGACAGAAACAACGGAGUUGGAGAUGAGAUGUUUCCAACCAGUUCGACAGAGCAAGAGCUCACACCAUCCAAAAGUUUUCCAGUGAAACCAGUCCCCUAUGAGCCGGACAGAAGCAACGAUCUCGAAGGAGUUGGAAAAGAGACGUCUUCAACCAGUUCGACAGAGCAAGAACUCACACCACCCGAGAGGGACCAUCAGCAGGAGGAUCUUGGAAAGAAGAAUUAUCCCUUUUUUAAACCAGUUGCUGCUUUUCAAAUUCAUGAUUUCAACGAAAAUAUUCAGUUUCCUAAAAUCCCUUUUCCCGCCAAUUUAAGGAAUUCAUUAAUAUCAGAGUUGCUGGAUACAAUUGAUUCAUUAAGUAAAAGAACCAUUGAUUUUAAUAAUUUUGAGAGGCCAGUUUGGAAAUCAUUAUCCAAAGGAAAAAUAUUUAAUAAGCCUAUUGUUGGAGUGUCUGCUUGUAGGCCAUUCCAGACUUUCCUGAAAUAUUAUCAAGAGGAGGAGAAGAACAAGAACAAGAAGAACAAGAAGACACAAUAUGCAUUUGCUGUUCUUGUAUUGAGGAGUGGUGAAUGUCUGUUUUCUCCCGGGGUUGGACCGGAUUAUUCAAAAGCGACGUCUGAAUUUAAUAUACACAGCGAGGAAAUUUUAAUUGGAGAAAUUGAUAGAUAUCUACGAAGCAAUGGAACCAAAGUGCAAGCUAUUUACAUUUAUACAUUAAAUAGCCCAUGUUUAAAAAGAAAUGGGAAGGAAAACCAUAUCCUUUGUUGUAUAUUAAAACUUUUACACAAAGUUUAUCAGUGGUUCAAUGAAUAUGGGAUUUUUACUUUUGUUGGAUUCACAAAGUGUUGGGGGCCAGUUACAGAAAGUUUCUUAAAUUCUCUCACAUAUUCCAAAAUCUCAUCUGUGAGAAGUAAAAAUUUACAAUAUUUUUCAGAAUUCAGUCAGAAAACCUCCUUCAUAUUAGACAGCAAAGAUUUCAGAAAAAAUGUUAACGCUGAUGGUGCCUCUCAAUUAAUAUCUAAUGUUGAACCCCAAGAUAGAAGCAAACUAUAUUCUGAUAUUAAAUCUGCUGUUGAUCGUCUUGUAGAACAGGGAAAAAGUUCACUUGAUUUGGAAGAACAUAUGGUCCGUGGAGACAAAUUAAUUUCUUCAUUUAAAUUUCCUGCAGUGGUGCAGGAUGAAAUCUUUGAAAUUUUGGGAAACAACUGGAAAGAAAUGGUUACCAACAGUUUUAUGUCAGUUAUUAGAAAAGACAUACAAACUGUUAACACUUCAAUAGUUCAAGCUUUUGUACAAAAACUUCAGAUGUCUUUGGGGAAUAGCAGCCCUUUCCAUCUUUAUCAGAUCCCGUUAACAAAUGAAAAUAUGUUGAAUUGAUUGAAUUCUUUUAUUUUUAUCUUAAUUUUGUUUUUUUUUUCCUUUUAUAAUUUUUUUUUAAUAUAAUAUCACAAGGACAUUUAACAUUUAGUAAAGUAAAUGUGUUCUUUUUAAUAUGAAAUACUAAAUGGUUGUGAGAAUGUUAGUAACAACUAUUUAGUUUUAUUAAAAAUGUAUUUUUAGAAUUAAUACAUUAACUGAGUAACAAUUGUAAUUAGUGUACUAAUUAUUGUUGAAACUCAUGUUUUAUUUUGUUUGGUUGAUGAUUUAUUUUAUCAAUAAACAUUUUAAAGUUGAGACUCUGUGUUUUGUUCCCUCACCAUCAACAACAUGUGAUUAAACCAUUAACCGUCUCUGGUUAUCUAUAGGCAUGUGUGGACAUAAAUAGGUCAAUAAACAACAACAAGAAAGCCUCCAGAGUCAGGAACAGAUCUUGUAAAAUAGACAUGAGAAUAAAAUAAUGCUUUUGUUAAAUAAAAAAAGUCAGUUUAUAGUUCUAUCUAAAACAUAUAAAACUGUAUCUUAACUAGGAGUGCUCUGUUAGGGCUGUGAAGUUGUUUAACUGUUGCUUCAUCAGAUCCACUC
Dicentrarchus labrax (European seabass) is the source of this 2436-nucleotide messenger RNA. RefSeq lists its product as uncharacterized. The coding region runs from base 457 to 1851 and encodes 464 amino acids. Lineage: Eukaryota; Metazoa; Chordata; Actinopteri; Moronidae. The record is from RefSeq and is a predicted model, not a curated record. The transcript has 4 exons.